Messenger RNA from Panthera uncia (snow leopard), 4645 nucleotides. It is a transcript of the gene TMEM170A, whose product is annotated as transmembrane protein 170A. The coding region runs from base 699 to 998 and encodes 99 amino acids. Gene Ontology annotation, biological process: endoplasmic reticulum tubular network organization. The record is from RefSeq and is a predicted model, not a curated record. NCBI's taxonomy places the organism in Eukaryota, Metazoa, Chordata, Mammalia, Carnivora, Felidae. The transcript is spliced from 3 exons. Gene Ontology annotation, cellular component: endoplasmic reticulum membrane.
CCCGCGCUUGCGCACUCCGCGCUCCGUCGCCGCCGCCCGGCCGGGGGGCGCCCCUUCCCCCGCGGCGGGGUCCUCUCCGCCCGUCUGUCCCACUUUGCCCGCGCUGUAUGCCUCCUGGAAGGAGGUUCCCGCUCCCUCGGCGGGGAGCUGGGGGAUAUAGCUCUUCCUCCGUCGCUUCCCCGCCGGCACCUCUGGCGGACCAUUCCGACUCUGCGCUGGGGGCCAGAGCGGAGGGAGCGGCCGCGAGUGGACCCGUCAGUGGAGGGAGCUCGGCCUCCACCCGAGCUGAUGUUGCUGUUUGGAGUUUCCAGAAGCUCCAGGGUCAGACCGGGACCCGACAGAGCCCCGGAGGCCGUCGCGCCUGCUAGUUAGGGGCUCGAGGCGCCUGGCCCCUGUGGUCCGCGCCGGCCGCGCGGCUCUCGCAGCUCGGACGCCGAACCGUCCCGGCCGGGCUGAGGGGCGGUCGGCACUCCGCGCUGCCCUGGUGUGUAAUUUCGCCCCAGCCCCGGGUGCCCCCGGGUUGUCUGCCGAUCGCUGUCCCACCUGCGUCCAAACGCACCCACUCCGCCAGCUUCUCUUUCGAGGAAUCACUUUCUGAGACCUGUUGCCGAAUUCCCCACUCCCGCGUUCGAGAUCUCUGACACAGAUGCGUUUUCACUCUCCUUAACGCCCGCCGGAGCUUCUGCUGGGCCUGAUAGAUGUGGUAUGGUGUGUUCCUGUGGGCACUGGUGUCCUCUCUCUUCUUCCAUGUCCCUGCUGGAUUACUGGCCCUCUUCACCCUCAGACAUCACAAAUAUGGUAGGUUCAUGUCUGUAAGCAUCCUGUUGAUGGGCAUCGUGGGACCAAUUACUGCUGGAAUCUUGACAAGUGCUGCAAUUGCUGGAGUGUACCGAGCAGCAGGAAAGGAAAUGAUACCAUUUGAAGCCCUCACCUUGGGCACCGGACAGACAUUCUGUGUAGUAGUGGUCUCCUUUUUACGGGUUUUAGCUACUCUAUAGCGAACACCCUUAUACCCUGAUGGCAAACCUCAGUUUUACAGAAUCCUCAAAAAGAAUACAUUAUGGAAUGUAGUGUUUUCUUAAUUCUUCAAAUGGAAGAAACGGAUGAAGAAAUACGUGUGAAGAAUGACAUUUCAGCCCUUUCUGCGAUUUGAAGCUCCAGGAAUUGAAGAUCUUACUGGACUCUUAUUGUUCUCAACCAAAACAAAUCAAGUGGGGUUUUUUUUUUGGGGGGGGGGGGCGGUAUUUAAGUAGUUUUACAGGUGCACCUUUACCCAAGCUAGGUCAACAAUGCUUCUAGAUUGACAUCCUUUGCACUGAAAUGUAUAAUAAUAUGUGAGAAAAUGCAAUGUUGCCUAUAACAGAGAAACUAUGAAAAAUACUGGUUUCUUUCCGAACAGAGUAUACCAUACUAAAACCUUAUUUAAUCUAAUCUUGAUUAGAAUUUGGCAGACUCUUCUUUUGCUACAUCUUCAUGACAGUAAGUGCCAAGUAGGUUUUGGUUGAGUAGAGCUUUGAGAACAAAUUUGGUGAAACAGAACAGGAAAAAACCCUACAACACAAGUAGUGGCUUCAGUUCCACUGCUGAAAGAAAAGAAGAUGAUGUGACAUUUUAUGGAGAACUAUCUUGACCUCUGAUUACUUAAGAUAUUUUAAGAGAUGUGAAUCUAUUGUUUUGUACAUUUUAUCAGAAUAAGCUAGCUUACUGAGACUUUUUUGCCUCCCAAGUUCCUGUACCCCUUUUCUUGUCACUUUCAUUCUCUUGAUUUUGGUUAAUUGGAAAUAGACUCUAUUAAAUAGCUUGAGUUCAAAAUUUUAAGCCAGAUUGGUUAGGAUGCUGUUUGGACAGUGAGGUACCAAAAAAAUUGUUUUUUGUUUAAACAUUGUUACAGUUUUUCUUAGUGACUUUAGUUGAAAUUGUUGAAAUGUAGCUUAAACUAGGGUAAAGGUUAUUGGUUUCUUAGUCUUAAUAUGGUUACCAUUUUUACAGUAUUGGGGGUCACUCCCAGAAAGUGCCUAAAAUUUAAUUUUCAGAUAUACUUCCACAUUUUACAUUUCCCUUCAAGAGACUCUAUUUCCUUACAGAGAAUUAAACAUCGUUUCUUUAACCCAAUUUUAGCUAUCUUAGUUUUUCUUCUGCCUAAAUUGCUUUUUUAUUAAAAUGUCUGAAAACUGUGACCUUCAAAAGAAAAAGGAUAGCAAAAAUUAGAUAUCUAAAUUGAUCCUUACCACCUAACUGCGUUGUAUGGAAUACAGUCAUUCUGUUUUCAGAAUAGUUUCUGAUUCAUUAAACCUGAUGUUUUUAAAGGAAAGUUUUCAUUGUGACAGUAAGGCUAACAGCCCAUGAGGUCAUGUACACACAAACAAUAUCUAUUCCAUUUAAAGCAAUAUGCCCUCCAGCUUCUGAUUAAAAAUAGCCUGGAAGAUGAACUUAUCAGGGAAAGUCAAAGAGGAAAAAUUACAAAGAGGUCACAAAAUUAACUGGAGAUUUCCUUCUAACUUAAUAGGCCAUUAGACCACUUAUCAAAAUUACAGUGACAUAUAUUCAGACUAGGUGGAAAAUUACAAGAAGACUUGGAAUGCCAGCAAAUGUUUUUAUACAUUCCCCAAGUUUUCUUUCCAAUGCUCAAAUCUUUCUUUCAAGCAAAUGUAGCCUUUUUUUUUUUUUAAGAGAUUGUAUUUUUAAGUAAUCUCUACUUAAAAAUUGAGCCCCAACAUGGGGCUCAAACUCACAACCCUAAGAUCAAGAGUUGCUUGCUCCACUGGCUGAGCCACCCUGGUGCCCUAUAAAUAAGACUCCUUUUUCCAGUUCAAGGAGCUGUGAUUUUUGCAAAGUAGCCCUUCAAUUUAAGACACUUGGGGACAGGGGUGCCUGAGUGGCUCAGUCGGUUGAGUGUCUGACUCUUGAUGUUGACUCAGGUCAUCAUCUCACGGUUUCUGGGUUCAAGCCCUGCUUUGGGCUCCUCACGGAGCCUGCUUGGGAUUCUCUCUCUCUCUCUCUCUCUCUCUCUCUCUUUCUCUCUCUCUUUCUCUCUCUCUCCCCCCUCCUCCUCUCCCUCCUCCCUCUCCUCCCUGCUCUCUCAAGAUAAACUCUAAAAAAAAAGAAAAAGUGGGGACAUUAUAUCCUUUAUUGUAGAAAAUUAUUUUAAUCAUCUCUCUUGAAAUAUACCUCUUAUUAGAAUUCUCCCCUAAAACAUUUUGGAUAGAAUUUCACAAGUUAAACACGUGGGCCUAUGGUUGGUAGGCCCCUCUUCCUGAACACUAAUUUUUGAACAUACUGAUAGAUGAUUUAAAUAUUUGGUUAUUUUUCUUUUAGAGCCAAGACACAAAAGUUAGUGCAUUUUGAAAGGUGUUUUUGUUCCCAUCUUUGUUUGUUUGUUUGUUUGCCAUAUUUUGAUGAUCUGCUUUUUUAAAACUUCAAAUAUAAACUAUAUCUUUAAAUUACUGAAUAUUUCAUCCAUCCCCAUAUGUGAACAUUCUACUGUGAAUAAAUUUCUAUAGACCUUUAUAUAGAUUGAGCUUUGUAGCUUGAGAUGUUUUUAAGGAAAAACUAUUUGGAUGAUAAAGAAUGUCUGUUCUUUUUUGGAUUUUUUUUUUUUUUUUAAUUUCUUGUCUCAAAUACACAAUUAUUUGGGGGUGGUCACUCAUGGAAAAAUACUGGCAUUUGUGCUGAACAUUUUAUUUUACCAUAUAUAGGUUUGUAGAAUUUUUGCCAACAACUGGCUUUCUUAGAGGCUGUGCAAACACCCCUUCCCAGCUAGAUAUCCACUUUUUUUUUUUAUAGUAUUUUUUAUGCAGGGGAAGGAGGCAGCUCCCAGUCAUAAAAGCUGGAUUCUUUAAUACGGGGGCUUGGCGGGGGUGGGGGAGGCAUUUCACGAAAACUUAAGUCCAUGUACAAAUUGCAAUGAAUAUUCCACAAGAAGGAUGUCUCUUUGUGCUCUUAACUCAUUUUUAAAUUUUGCAGCAAAACGUUUACUGGAAAUGUCUAAACCAGUGAGAAAAAGUUGAUGCAAAUCAUUAAGCCAUUCCUUAUGUUUUCUAAUUUUUUUUAAUGUUUUAUUUAUUUCUGAGAGAGAGAGAGAGAGAGAGAGAGAGAAAGACAGAGCGUGAGUGGGGGAGGGACAGAGAGAGAGGGAGACAGAAUCUGAAGCAGGCUCCAGGCUCCGAGCUGUCAGUACAGAGCCUGAUUUGGGGCUCGAACUCCCAAACUGUGAGAUCAUGACCUGAGCUGAAGGCAGCUUCUUAACCGACUGAGCCAUCCAGGCACCCCAUGUUUUUUAAAUUUGGAAUUGUAUGUUGGCUUUUGGUUUCAGUGUCCUUUCUGACUGCUCUGGUGUGUAUUAAGUUCUUACUACAACUGCAGUGCAUAUCGACCUUCCCUAAGAAACCGUUUCCUGGGAGGUGAGGUCGUCUGCCAUCAGCCAGCCCCAGGCAGGAAGUGUGGUGUGUGUGUGCAUUUCUGUUUCGUGCAUUAGUUAGGCUGGUUGUCACUAAAAUCAGCUUAGCUUUUGUAUUAGAUUAUUUCACCAACUGCUGCAGUCCAAAUGAUCAAAUCUUUGUACAAUAGAAAAUUAUUUAAAUUUUAUUUUUCUACUGACAUUUCUAAUUCUGGUAUAAAUGUUUAUCAAUAAAGAAUUUCAAUUCUG